AUGUCUGCCACCCUGUUCCUCAACCAAAGAACUAAGGCGUCCAUCAAUGAAAUGGAAGAGAAACUCGGACAUUUGUACAAUACUCUCUCAAAGACAAGUGCCGAGGCAACCGAAGAAAGCAAGGAUCUACUGAGAAAAUACAUCUCUUCCACUGUUGAAGAUCUGAUCACCAUGAAGACCAACCUAUCCCUGCUCCAGGCUCAACAGAUUAACGAUACCCAAAAAGUCUCUUACAUUUCCAGCUCUAUCCUUGAUAAUCUUCUCAUGUUCCAGUGGAUUGGUCGUGAGUGGAACUAUAACUACGAGGUCUUUGCUACUUCCAAGGAGUGCCUGGAUCAAUUUGAAGAGAUUACCCGGGCCCACGACAUAAAAUUCGAUAGUAAUUGGCAUUAUCUCCUCCCAAAUAUACUGUCCUCAGAGCAACAUCUAUGGCUCAAGGAGUACUACCCCAAUCCCGCCAGAUUAUCUUGGUCAACAGUCAAAGAUGAUUUGAUUACUACCUUUUGGGAAAACGAUUUUCAACUUCGUGUGGAACUCACAAAGGAGCUUAUCACCAUGAGGAUGGGAGAUGAUGAGUCUGUCUUACAAUACACAGAAAGGUUUCAACGCGUCCGACGCGCUGCACAGAUAGAUGAUGAUUUAUUUACUGCUGUACGCUUUACUAACUCCUUGCUUCCAAAACUCUCUGAACAGGUAUUUUACUUACAGAAAAACGUACCUUUAAAAAAGAGAAACUCGAUUACACAUUCUGCACAGAUUGCUAGCUCAAUCUAUAAGACGGUAAUGGAACGCAAGGAUUUCCGGAUAAUCCUAUCUAAAGGCUAUAACGGCUCUUCUACAAGAAGUUCUCACACUUCUUCUUGCAAAUCUUCUCGCAAAUAUCGAUCUAUGGAGUAUGACUCCUAUCGUUUUGCUAAAAGUCGCCGUUGCGAAUGA
Phycomyces blakesleeanus NRRL 1555(-) is the source of this 936-nucleotide messenger RNA. RefSeq lists its product as hypothetical. The coding region runs from base 1 to 936 and encodes 311 amino acids. NCBI's taxonomy places the organism in Eukaryota, Fungi, Mucoromycota, Mucoromycetes, Mucorales, Phycomycetaceae. The transcript has a single exon. The record is from RefSeq and is a predicted model, not a curated record.